This is a messenger RNA of Lodderomyces theae, 564 nucleotides long. RefSeq names its product mitochondrial 54S ribosomal protein bL12m. Gene Ontology annotation, cellular component: ribosome. The record is from RefSeq and is a predicted model, not a curated record. Gene Ontology annotation, biological process: translation. NCBI's taxonomy places the organism in Eukaryota, Fungi, Ascomycota, Pichiomycetes, Serinales, Debaryomycetaceae. The transcript has a single exon. Gene Ontology annotation, molecular function: structural constituent of ribosome. Bases 1 to 564 code for a protein of 187 amino acids.
AUGUCAGUCAUUCGUCAAACCAUAUCACGUAGUCUUAGAAGCUCCCUUGCAAAGAGAUCCCCAUCUGUCAUAACAUCAGUCAGAUUCAACACCACCAACACCACCGCCGCCGCUGCACCAACUGAAUCAUCAUCACCAUCAUCACCAGUAGAUCCAAAGAUAACUCAAAUCGUGGAUCAAAUCUCCACAUUGACCCUUUUGGAAACGUCGCAAUUAGUUAAUGAAUUGAAAUCGAAGCUCAACAUCAGUGACAUUGCAUUACCAGUAGCCGGAGCAGGUGGUGCCGGCGGAGCAGCAGCCCAAGCUGCCCCAGCAGAAGAGGAAGAAGCUAAACAGCCAGUUGAAGAAAAGACCAUGUUUGCCAUCAAGUUGGAGAGUUUUGACGCCAAGUCUAAACCUAAGGUCAUUAAGGAAGUUAAAGGGUUGUUGGGAUUGAGUUUGGUUGAAAGUAAAAAGUUUGUGGAAAGUGCACCAAAGGUGUUGAAGGAGAAUGUUGCAAAGGAGGAUGCUGAGAAGAUAAAGGCCACCUUGGAAGGUUUGGGAGCUAAGGUUGUGUUGGAGUAA